AUGUUCUUACUUAAUCAAUCAUCGAGUACAGGUGUUACAGUAGCGUCAAAUGUCACAUUUCCUUCCAAUGUCUAUGUCGACGAUGACGGAAAUUCUGAGCCGACUGUCUAUGUGGCACUUUAUAAAUCAGAUCGCGUCAAUCAAUGGGUUAAUGGAUCAAAGGAAGCUGUACAAGUGGGUGGUGAAUGCCGCUCAUGCACAGGGAUAGCAGUAGACAACGAGAAAAAUGUCUAUAUGUCAGAACCGACUAGACAUCGAGUGCUUAAAUGGUCACGUCGGACAAAUACUACAACAAUUAUUGCCGGUCAAACAGAUCAAUCGGGAUCGAUGAGUAACCAACUCCGUAGGCCUCAAGGUAUUCAUAUUGAUAGAACCCAUGGGACACUAUAUGUGGCUGAUUCAGAUAAUAAUCGCGUGCAAAAAUGGUUAAAAGAUGCACAAGAUGGCGUUACUCGAGCAGGAUCAAGUUUGGGUGUUGCAGGCAACGAUUCGGCAUCAUUCUCCGAUCCAAUUAGUGUUACAGUUGAUGAAGUAACUUAUAUCUUAUAUGUAGCUGAUUUUAAUAAUAGACGAAUUCAACGUUGGCUACCGAAUGCAACUGAAGGCGAAACUAUUGCACAAGGAUCAAGUAUGUUCUCUGCUUCAAAAAGUUUAAUUGGAGUAUUUUCAAAGGAAAAUUAA
Molecule: messenger RNA, 681 nt
Organism: Rotaria sordida
Lineage: Eukaryota; Metazoa; Rotifera; Eurotatoria; Philodinida; Philodinidae
Source: the annotation of a GenBank genome assembly